Sorex araneus (European shrew) is the source of this 674-nucleotide messenger RNA. Its product is annotated as latherin-like. The coding region runs from base 75 to 674 and encodes 199 amino acids. The transcript is spliced from 7 exons. The record is from RefSeq and is a predicted model, not a curated record. Gene Ontology annotation, molecular function: lipid binding. Lineage: Eukaryota; Metazoa; Chordata; Mammalia; Eulipotyphla; Soricidae.
CAGCUUCCCUGUGUGCUAUGCUGGCUUUGGGUUUUGAGAAAACUAAUGGAAUCUAAGAUUCGGUGCCUGCCAGGAUGCUGAAGGUCUCUGCCCUCAUCACUCUCCUCUGUGGGCUUCUCGCCUCCACCUCUGCUCAAUACCACCAGUACGGCGUGACAUCCCAGCUCCUUGAUGAUUUGACCCAGGGACUCCUAGGCGAGGGCCUUCUUUCCGGCCUCCAGACAUUUGACCUCCAGGGACAACUGUCAAAAGUCCUGGGCUCUGUCUCUGGCCUCCUGGGCAAGUUGGGAAAUAGUGGCGUCAGGGUAAGACUGAUAGACCCUCGGCUCCUUUCCGUCUCCUUCAAGAGCAAUCCUGAUAGCAACAACGCCCAAGUGUCCAUUCCAUUGGAAUAUUCUGUGGAAGUUAAAUUGCUAGGCGUGCCUAGCCACAAAUUUACUGUGCGAGCAAAUAUGAGCGUCAGUGUUUAUUUGAAGAAGGAUUUGAAUGGCAAAUACCAAAUCGGCCUUGAGAACUGCAGAAUCCUGCCUGAGUCUGUGGAGAUCCACUCUGAUGCCUUAAAACUCCCAACUGCAGCUACACAACUUGCCAGCAUUGAGAAAAUUGUGGAAAACCUGACAAUCCAGAAUUUGGGAGCUAAAGGUAGUCUGUCACCCAUGUCCAUCUACCUGUGA